AUGCAUCGCUCGUCGCUUUCCCCCACUCCCCCCAAUUCUUCUCCCGCACGCCCUCUCCGGUCCUCAGCGCAUCAGUCACGCGGUUCCGGGUCCCAGCCCUCAUCCUCUGCGCAUCCCCAAGCGUUCUACAAGGGGGAUGAAUAUUUGAUGGAAGUCCUCCCUGGCUGGAAGCCUAUGACCGAGGCUGAGCUCCAUCAGGAAAUCAAAGAUCACUUCCCAGGGGCCAACGACGGGAACAUACAGAAAUACAUCGACGGCAUGAAUCGGCGUGUGGAAGAGGUCAAGCGUCUGGGGGGAGUGCGCGUGAUCGGGGUGAAACCGAGGCGAGGCGAUUGGAACUUGUUUUCCGUCAGGAUUCCUGACUCGGAUUACACGAUUCGCAUGUGGAACGGCGGCAUGGAGGCUUACAACCAGUUCUGUCUCGACUUCUAUGAUCAUCGUCGUGACGUUCCUGUUAACCUCCCUCCCGGCUUCUCGCUCGGGCCGUCCCCUGUGAACAUGCAGGGCGUGUUCGGAAUGGCUGGUCCACUUGUUUCUUGGGAACAGGCUAUGGGCAUCAGAUCUGCAGAUAUUCCCGCAGGCGAGGAGAAGUGGAGUGUUCCAGAGGGCACGUAUCUCGUCGUCAGACGGGCUGAUCGUCCUGGGCAGGACUUCACGUUCGCGGUGCCGCGCAGGCAAACUCCACAGGCUGAAAUAGCGCAACCUGUAUUUGGGAGGCGACCAUAG
Molecule: messenger RNA, 726 nt
Organism: Dichomitus squalens LYAD-421 SS1
Lineage: Eukaryota; Fungi; Basidiomycota; Agaricomycetes; Polyporales; Polyporaceae
Exons: 3
Coding region: 1-726 (241 amino acids)
Source: RefSeq, a predicted model, not a curated record